UCAGUGUCGGGCUUUAUGCACAGGGUAGGGGAAGUAGCGUGCUCUGCUAUUGACAUUCAGCACCAAUACUGCGCCGUGUCACAGUGAGAAGCUGAGGGAUCGGGAUACCCGGCAGCAGCGCAUCCAUUACUGGAGCUGUCUCACACUACUAUUGGAUAACCCGGACACACAAAGAUUUUUGUUUUUAAUCACUUGACAACUUUUGCAACUUAUUCCCCAACUUCUACUGGCUGCGACUAUCAGCGACCAACUUUCUCUCGCAGGAAAGGCUAUUAACAUAGUCGGGGAACCCCCAUAUAAAGUGCAAACAGAGAGAGGGGAUCAGCUCAAGGAUGAAGCUGUGCCCCUGGUACAUGGCACUGUUCCUGCUGCCAGUCUGUUUGCAGUCCCAGAAGUUACCCACUAGGGAUGAAGAACUCUUUCAGAUGCAGAUCAGAGACAAGGCUCUUUUCCAUGAUUCUUCUGUUAUUCCAGAUGGAGCUGAGAUCAGUGGCUAUCUGUUCAGAGACAAUCCUAAAAGAUAUUUUUUUGUAGUGGAAGAGGAUAAUACACCUUUAUCAGUUAUUGUCACACCAUGUGAUGCUCCAUUGGAAUGGAAGCUGACUCUGCAGGAACUGCCUGAAGAAGCCAGUGGAGAAGGAUCAGGUGAACCUGAACCACUCGAGGAGCAAAAGCAGCAGAUUGUUAAUGAAGAAGGCACCGAGUUGUUCUCUUAUAAAGGAAAUGAUGUGGAAUAUUUUGUAUCAUCAAGUUCCCCUUCUGGCUUGUAUCGGCUGGAGUUGAUAUCCACAGAAAAAGACACUCAUUUCAAAGUUUAUGCAACAACAACUCCAGAGUCUGACCAGCCGUACCCAGAAUUGCCACAUGAUCCCAGAGUUGAUGUGACAUCCCUUGGGCGCACUACAGUCACUUUAGCCUGGAAACCUACGCCAACUUCUUCUGUUAUGAAGCAACCCAUUCAGUACUGUGUUGUCAUCAACAAGGAGCACAAUUUUAAAAGUAUCUGUGCAGUUGAAGCCAAAAUGAAUGCAGACGAUGCAUUUAUGAUGGCCCCUAAGCCUGGAAUAGACUUUAACCCCUUUGACUUUGCUCAUUUUGGUUUUCAAUCAGACAACAGUGUUGGUAAGGAUCGGAGCUUCAUGCCUAAAGCCUCCUCCUCUAAGCUAUUAAGGCAGAUAACAACGAAACCAAAAGUGGAUAUCCAGAAGUUUUGCAUAGGGAACAAAAAUAUUUUCACAGUGUCUGAUCUGAAGCCUGAUACUCAGUAUUACUUUGAUGUCUUUGCUGUCAAUGCUGCUACAAAUAUGAGCACAGCGUAUGUUGGAACCUUUGCUCGAACCAAACAAGAAGCCAAGCAAAAAACAGUGGAAUUAAAGGAUGGCAAAGUUACUGAUGUAUUCAUCAAACGAAAGGGCACAAAGCUUUUAAGGUUUUCUCCAGUUUCUUCUCACCAAAAUGUAAUAUUUUCUGUUCAUUCUUGCCUGGACACCAUCCAGAUCCAAGUCAGAAGAGAUGGAAAGCUCCUCUUGUCACAGAGCAUUGAAGGUGUACGUCAGUUUCAGCUAAGAGGAAAACCCAAAGCUAAAUACUUAAUCAGGCUCAAAGGCAGCAAAAAAGGUGCCUCAAUGCUAAAAAUUUUAGCAACAUCCAAGUUUAACAAACAACCAUUCCCUUCCCUUCCUGAAGACACACGAAUCAAAACCUUUGAAAAACUGCGCACUUGCUCCUCUGUCACUGUAGCAUGGCUGGGCACCCAAGAAAGAAAUAAGUUUUGCAUUUACAAAAAAGAAGUAGAUGACAAUUACACAGAGGAACACAAAAAACGAGACCAAAAUCAAUGUUUGGGACCAGACACCAGAAAGAAAUCUGAAAAGGUUCUCUGCAAAUAUUUCCAUAGCCAGAAUAUCCACAAAGCAGUCACCACAGAGACAAUUAAAGGGCUGCAGCCUGGAAAAUCGUACCUGUUAGAUGUUUACGUCAUGGGUCACGGCAGCCACUCAGUCAAAUAUCAAAGUAAAAUUGUAAAGACAAGAAAGUUCUGUUAGGAUCCGUCUGAAUUCUUGUGCAAUGUAUCCUACAGUGACCAUACUGACUGACUACUUGUGCAGCUGGGCGCUUGUGAUUUGACUUGAGCAGUAUUUAUAACUGUGUAGAAAGAUAUCAACUUGUACUCCUAUGUUUACACAAAAAGUGGUUGCGUGUCAGUGCUAAACCCCGCUGCUGCUCUGGAAAUGUCAAUGACAGUUGACUUUACUACAUGUCAAACACUACAUGUCUAAUGCAGACUAGAUGCUGAAAUUCGCAGACAUUGGGAGCUGGAGUUGGAACAACCUAUGUAGCUUCACACACUGCAUGAACUGCUUCUAAGUUAUUUUAAUACAACCUUGGCAAGUCCCAAGACUGCCCUCCUACUCACGCAAAUACUUCCUAGAUACGAUAGACUAUCUGUAAAUUAUUUUAUAAAGUCUUGCCCGAAAUGUAUAUGUUUCAUGUCUGUAAACGAUGAAAUAAUUCCCCACGACGCGCAGCUUGAGUAUUAACUGGAUGGUUCUAUUCUUAAUGUCAUCGGCUAUUGUACAUUCCUACUAGGCUGGUUUAUUUUUUAAAUAUGUAAUUGUAUGUAUAAAGUCGUCAAACAUAUAUUCCUGUACAUAUAAAAUUAAAAAAUAUGAGAUUA
Messenger RNA from Xenopus laevis (African clawed frog), 2677 nucleotides. RefSeq names its product neuron-derived neurotrophic factor S homeolog (gene ndnf.S). The record is from RefSeq and is a predicted model, not a curated record. Lineage: Eukaryota; Metazoa; Chordata; Amphibia; Anura; Pipidae. Gene Ontology annotation, cellular component: extracellular region. The transcript is spliced from 4 exons. The coding region runs from base 333 to 2045 and encodes 570 amino acids. Gene Ontology annotation, molecular function: heparin binding. Gene Ontology annotation, biological process: extracellular matrix organization.